Molecule: messenger RNA, 664 nt
Organism: Cucurbita pepo subsp. pepo (vegetable marrow)
Lineage: Eukaryota; Viridiplantae; Streptophyta; Magnoliopsida; Cucurbitales; Cucurbitaceae
Source: RefSeq, a predicted model, not a curated record
ACAGGGCAUUUUCCUUUUAUUUUCUGUGUGGAGGCUGCAGUGUAUGAGCGGAAGUAUACCCAAUGGGAGACUUGCUUCGAGAAAUUGGGAUUGAAUCCUAAGCCUGUUUAUGAUUGCUAUUCUUCAGGACUUGGGAAAGAGCUUGAAUUACAAUAUGCAGCUGAAACCGACAAUCUUCAGCCUCCUCAUAAAUACGUUCCUUGGGUGGUUGUUGAUGGACAACCGCUUUAUGAGGACUUUGAAAACUUCGUGAGCUAUAUCUGUGCGGCGUAUAAAGGUUCUUCUGUGCCAAGCGCAUGUAGUAAAGCUAAAUCCCUUAGUUCCAUUUAAAGAGGUAGAAAAGGAAAGUUCUAUAUGAAUGGUGAAGAUGGUAAUGCUGCUGUUUCAUCUGCAAUAAUGUUGUUGAAAUUGUUUACUGAAUAAUAAUAGCGUUAUUGUUUGUAGGAAGCGUUAGUCGUGUUGUCAUCAACAUUUAAAAUCUGAGAAUCUGACGUUUAAGGCUACAAAGGGAGCAUUUAGAUUGUUUAAGGCUACAAAGGGAGCAUUUAGAUUGUCUUUAUAUGUACUCUCAUACUGAAAAGUUAGAGAUUAGAAUCUUACCUUCACAUAUUUUAAACUCAAGAGCAUAUAUAUAUAUACAAAGGCCCUCUACACUUUUCGUGUA